UCACCGAUUGCCCGUUGCUGUUUGAAAAAUAUAAAACGGCGUUUAUAAUUUGUUGUUAUCCUCCUUUGAGUGAGAUCGUAACGGCUACGCGUUUUGGCAAAAUUCCCUCGAGCGCUUAUGUUAUAUAAAAUGAUCAUCGAGUGACUUCGUGUAUAAAAGAGCUAAAAAUAGAUUAUUCAGAGUGAAUUGCGUGUUCGUGUAUUUUUGUUUUCAUUUUUGACAAACUUCGUACAUGUCUUCGUUUUAACAAGAUAUAACUUAAUGUGACUGUAAAAAGUGCAUAGACUAUUUAAUUAAAAAAGAUAAAUUGAGUUAAUGAACAAUGGCUCACGUAGAGCCUAUGGACUUGGACGGUAUUGAAAGUGACUUUGAUAACAAGGAGAAUACAUUCCAUAUUAAUAAUGCUUUGCCAAGGGCGCCGUGUUUUGAAAAGGUGCAUGAGAGUUUGGACGUCUCAGAGGUGAAACAUAUAUGCUCUAUUACUCAAGGAACUUCAUCAAUGUCAAAAAGUUUUACUGCUAACAUUGAUGAUAAGAAUAUUUCGGUUGUUGAAGACCAUCACAUUGUAAAUAGUAACUCCAACCUUACACGAUCAUUGAAUUCUACAUUAGCCAAUUGCAAUGGUUUAUUAAAAUCACCAAAGUCUUUGCCAUUACAAUCAAUAACAACAAGUCAGUGUAUAGACUUAAAUAUAAACACCAUUGACAAAGGGUCAUUUGAUGCUAAAAAUAACAUAAAUCUGAAUAUUGAUGGAGCCGAUAUGGAAAGCUUAUCAUUACCAAGUACAUCUUCAUCUUUGGGUCAUACCCCAGAAGCCACAACUCCAACAAAAGAGAUUCCAAAAGAUGGCGGCUCACCUAUCAUGAGAGGGUUAAAGAGUGUCCUCAGCAUGUUUAGAUCAUCACAAAGCCCAAUUCCACCUGUACAAGAUAGGGAUGAUGAAAAAAAAGACUCUCUGGAAGCUGUUUUGAAUUUACAAACUGUUGAUUCCAACCCUCAAACUGGAACUGUCUUAGCUUCAACACCUAUGAAAAAUUCAAAAAGAAAUUCUACUUUGAAAGAAAGUGUUACAUUUAAUGAUGAUUUAGAUAGAGAAUUACAGUGGAAAGAAGAUUCUGCUGUAUUUUUCAAAGAAGAAAAAGUGCCUUUACAUAUUUUAUUUCCUACUCAUAUAAGUUCUAAUGUUAAGCCUGCUAUUAGUAAUAUAGUUCAAGAUGAUAGGAAUAUUUCUCUUGAGUACAUGGAUAUUUCUUUAAAUGAGACUAUAACAGCUAAUAACAUUGAAGAAAUUGAAAAAAGGCGUGUCAGUACUGUUAUAAAUAAUUAUGAAUCUGAUUCAGAGUUUAAGGAUUGUGAAACUACAUUAAACAGUUCUGAAGGAGAUCAUAAUAGUGGAAAUGUACCACUUGCUGCUAAACUCUUAAAUAAAGAUCCUAACAUUGAUAUGUCAGGUCUGGAAUUUGAAAAUAUGGAGGUUGUCUCUAGCGUUACCAAAUCAAAAGUACAGGAAGAAUCUGAUAUUACACUUAACAGUGCAGUUGUUAUCAAAAUGGAUAUUAGUGAAGUUGCUGAUUCAAAUAAAGAAGACACCAUUAGCCUUGACUCGAAACUCAAUUCUUAUGCCAUUAAAGAAACUAUUAACAUGGAUGACAUAGUAGGAAAAAGGCUGCAAAGUACUGAAUUGGAGAAUAUUGCCAUAAAACUAAAUGAAUCUGUUGAUAAUAGUUUAGAUACUGAAAUGAUAGAGAAUGUAAAUUAUACAAUAAAUAAUCAACCAAUUGUAGAAAGUGUAGGUCUAAAUAUUGAUUUUGAUAAUAAACCUCUGAAAUUGAAUAAAACUUUAGACCUUGGCUCUCCAGACACGAAGGAUAUAUUAGAAAGUGAAACCUCACACAAAUUUUGUACACAACCUCACAGUAUUCAGGAAACUCUAGAACCAAAACAGCCACAAACAAGUAUUGAAAUGGAGGAAGAAAUAUCAAAUAGAACAGUUGAUAUUGUAACUCACACACUCGCACACACUGAGGACCUUUUAUCUUCUGAAACAAUACAGAUGGAAGAGGAAGUUGGUAAAAUAGAUAAUAAAGAUUUAAAUGAAACCCUAUCAUAUAAUGAUGAUAUUUUAGACAGAAAUACUAAAAUUAACAUUGGCUCUGAUGUUAGUAACAGUCAUGCAAUAACUACUGGAAUAGAGGCAAAUAAUGAUAAUAAUCAAGUAUACAUUACAGAGGCUUCUGUAGAUAAAGAAACUUGUACUGAGUUUAAAAAUGAAUUUCCUAGCAAUAGAAAAGAUGAAACCAAAUAUUCCGAAAAUUUUGAUUUCAAUACUGAAAUUGAUGAUAUCAGUAAAAAAAUUAUUAAUAAAUCUGACCUCCCAGAUGUGGUACAAUCAAAUGAAAACCCCGAAUUUUUGUUUAAGGGAGAUGAAAUUUAUAAACAUGAUAUUGAAAUGGUUAACAAAAGUGAUGUUGAUUGUAGUGACCAAAGUGAAUUGGAAGAUAAAAUUAGUAUUCAGGUUAGCACAGCUGCUAUUGAGUCAGGUAUGUUGCAUGAUAAUUGUACAAUAUUUCAAGAACAAAUUAUUGAAGAUUUACAUACUGAUAGUGAUGAAAAGGAUAAUAUUAUUAACAAAAAUGACCUUAAAAACAUAGACAUUCUUCAGUUAAUUCAGGCUACUGACAGCACUGAAAUUUGUAAUAAUACGUAUGACAGCCAAAAUAUAGAGAAAGAUGUAAGCAAAGACAAUAUAAUAGAACCUUUAAUUGUAUCUGUCGAAAAUAAUAAAUCCCUGACCAAUAUUAAAAAUAGUGAUUUAAAAUAUCAAGCUCACAACUCUUUCCAAAAACAUCCUGUUUCUAUAUCAGAGCCAUUCUAUGAGACUAAAAAUAUAAUUUCUGAAUAUAAUAUUUUUAAUGAUGAAAGAGUUUGUCUGCAACCUGAUAUACUAAAUGAAAACCAAAUAUUGGCUUUUGAAGGCUCUUCAAAGAUAGUUAGUAGCACUCACAUUAUGAAUGAUGAUACACCCCAAGAAGAUUUUGUUGAUAAUUCUAGUCAUACGCAAGUUGAACAGGCUGUUUUAUCAAAAAAGGAAUAUGAAUCUUCUGCACAUAUUGAAAAAUGUGAUACGCAAGUCGAAAAUAAAACUUUUAACAGUACUGUAAAUUUAGCUAACGAUGAAAACACAAUGCUCAAUAAACUAAGCUUACUAAAUUUAACAGUUACAGGAGAUAAUAACCUCACAGAAGAAAAUUUGAUAACGGAUUUGAAAAAUGACUUUAAUGUAGAAAUAAAUGCUAUGAAAGCUUUAGAUUCCAAUUCAACUAUUACAAAUGAAUGUGAAAUAAUAAAUAAAGAAGUCUUUGAAAUAAAUUGUAUAGAAACACAAGAACCUCUUUUCAAAACUCAGAAAUUAGAUCAAGAUGAUUUAGAAGUAGAAAAUAUUAACAACAGCCAAAGUACAUGUACUGUAGUUCUCGACAAUCCUUUUGAAACAAAAUCUAAACUACUCACCGAAUCACCACCUACAACUCCUAAAAUGGAAUCAAAGGGGUACAAUUUCAAUUUUGACGAAAUUAAUGACCCGUUCGCCACCAAAACUAAGAUGAGAUCUUCACCUCCACAAACGAAUUCAGCUACCGAUACUUUUACGCCAAUUGAAACCAUGAAUAAACCAAAUAGUAGACAAAAGUUAUUGCAGAACAAGAGAAAAUCGCAACCCUUACCAAAAAAGCUAAAUGUAGUCUGUGAAAAGAUAACGAACUCCACUUUAAAUGAAGCAGUCUCAUGUGUAAAAGAAAAUAAUAACAUGAAAUUAAAUGAAACCAAACCAAUUGAAACUCUUCAAAGUAGAGACAAAAUUGAAAUUCAAAAUGAUGCAAACGGAAACAAUAUUGACGGUGUAAUUGCACAAGAUUCAGAAACAGAUAAUAUUGUUAUUAAUGAUCAUAAAAGGCGUGAUUUGAACGUUUCUUACGAUGUUAGUGAAAGAAACGUAUUUAAUUUACCUGAAAUCGACGAUAGAAAUUUUAACCCGUUCACUACUAGAACUAAAGUAUGUUUAACACCACCAUUAGUCAAUGAUACCUUUAACGCAGAUAACAUCGAGCUCUUAGAGUCAAAUAAAAAUAAUGCUACGGUGAUUGUUAAUAACGAUGAUACUAAAGAAACUCUGGAAGAUAGAAAUUAUAUUGAACAAUCUAGUCAUGAAGACGAGACCUUAAAAGAAGCAAACACGGAAGAUGAAGAUACUAUUGAAGGACCAUUCUUAGAAGAAGACAAUUUAAGCGAGAUCGAAAAAGGUGACAAUCUUCUUAGUGACGAAAAGCAUGAUUAUAAUAUGGCAUUUGAUGACCUUCCUAAACAACAAACUGAUGAUGCUGAAAAUGAAAUGUUUAUUGAUGCUGAAGCGUUUGAAUUUUUAUUAAAUCAAAAUCAGGACAAUAUAGUAGCUGACAGUGGUAAAGAGAGUUUAUUCCUCAAGUUUGAUCCUUUAUUUGCAAAAAGAGUAUCAAGUGAUGGAAUAUUAGCAGCUUUAAGCAAUUUUCAAAAGAAACAAAGCACGCCUAAAAAGGAAAAACAACCGGAAGAAAGUUAUUUAUACGCCGAAACCACUAAUGCAUUUCCAUCAUGUAGUAAAAAUGUUCCCACUUUUGAUCAUAUUGAUGAAUCAAUUGUUAAUAAUAUAUGUAAACCUACUAUGGUAGUGAAUCCAGCUGUUGCAUCCCCUAGAAAAAAUGCAACUCCCCCUAAAAGAAAUAGGCAAUCUUUAACAUUCACGUCUCCUGCUAUGGCAGUUAUAGAUAAGCUUCUUUCCCUUAGUGGAAAUACUAGUACAUCAUUAUGCCACGAUACGAGUAUACCUCAAGAUGCAGAACAGCAGCACACCGAUGUAGCCCUCACGCAGUUAAGAGAGAUGUUAGCUGAGAAAGAAAUGCACGUACAGGUGUUAAGAAAUGAUCGUAAAGAACUAACUAACAGGCUCGGCGCGUUGGAAUCUCAAGUGAAAACUUUAGAAUACGAAAGUGAAGACAGGCUAAGAAAAAUAAAAGAUUUAAGCAAUGAACUGUCAGAAAAAAAUAAACAAAACAAAAAUAUGGCGACUGUUGUUGAAAAAUAUGAAAGGACAAUUGCAACUUUAGUUGCUGAACUCGAACAGUCUAAGAAGCAGCAUGCUGAAGAACGAAUGCAACUUAUUAAAGACCGUAACGAACAAACUGCACAUUUGUCAACUUUGGAAGUAUCAUUUAACGACUUGCACAGCAAAUAUGAAAAGAGUAAACAAAUUAUCUUUAGUUUAAAAGCGAAUGAAGACUGUUUGAAAAAAUCACUUCAAGAGUUUGAAGAUAAUCAAGUGAAGAUUCAGAACAACUAUGAGCUGUUGAAACAACACGCAACCGGAAAGCUAAACCAUGCAAAUCAAGAACUUGAAAAGUUGAAAAAAGGUCACGAAGCCGAGGUUUUGAAGCUACAGGCAAUGAUGAAAAGGAAGGAAUUACACAUAUCAUCCCUCGAGGAAACGCUUGCGCAGAAAACUAAAGCGAACAAAGAGUUGACCGCUAUUUGCGACGAGCUAAUAAAUAAAGUCGGUUGAACUAUAAUUAGACACAGUCUAAACAGCUAUAACUCUUUGUGAUCUAGAAUUCAUGGCUUGUGUACUUAUCAUAUGAUAAGUUGCAUUAAGAAUGAUGUCGCGUAAUUGAUGAACUGGCUCAUGAGACAAACUAUGCGCGAACUUUUGUAGUGUUUUAUGAAAUAUGACGAUCUAAAAUUAGGACUAUUAUAUACGGCGACUAACUGAUUUGAUCCGAAUCUGAAUGCCACACAAAACAAGUGUCGCCGAAGUUCAUAAGAUUAUGGUAAUGUGUUUUAUUUCAAAUCUUGUUUUUAAACGACAAGUAGUUAUGCUGGCCAUAAUUAAGUGUGUCUAAUUUUUAUUUACUUUAUUUAACGUUAAAAAAAUAAUAAUUUUUGUUUGUUAAAUUAAAAUUAGUAUAUUUGACCUCUGUAGAUUAAUUUUUGUAAAAGUAUUGUUCUAUAAAUUCCUAUUUUUCCGUGAAUGUUAUGCUAUAAUUGAAAUUUCUCAGGUAGAAGUAUUUAAGAUUUUUUUUAAUGUGCGAUUAUGGACUGUAGUUACUUUAUUAUAGAGAAAUUCUAUUAACUACUUCCCUAUUUCUUAUGUUAAAUUCUAAGCGUUAUAUAAAUUAACAUUAAUUGGAUAAUAAAUAUAACUCGAUGCCAAGUCGGUAUGUAAAGGCUGAUAAAUAUUUUUUUGGUCUUUUAAAAAUAAAUAUUUUUGUACGUUUUUAAAAUACUAAUAAUUUUGUAUGUGCUAAUAAUGUAAAGUUCCAAAAUUAAUUCGCCUAUACUAAAAUAUUGUACACGGGUUGUUAGAAGCGAACUAUUUUUGUAAAAUAUUUUGGUUUAAUUAGAUAUUUUAGAUAUUAAAGUCAUUGACCUCGGUAA
Pieris napi is the source of this 6462-nucleotide messenger RNA. RefSeq lists its product as uncharacterized. The transcript has a single exon. Gene Ontology annotation, biological process: mitotic spindle organization; cell population proliferation; cerebral cortex development. Gene Ontology annotation, cellular component: cytoplasm. The record is from RefSeq and is a predicted model, not a curated record. Bases 323 to 5590 code for a protein of 1755 amino acids. Lineage: Eukaryota; Metazoa; Arthropoda; Insecta; Lepidoptera; Pieridae.